GUGCAACUCUUUAUUCACGCUCAAAGAAAACAACAAUUGUCGCUCUUUAAUCCGCUUCCUGAUUAACCAACCGUGGAGCCAGGUAGCCCAGCAGCUACUCUACGCUCUUUUCUCAUAAUAACGGUCCCAGACGCUUCUUGAUCAGUUCGUCUGGUGACCUCCGCAAUUGACCUUCGCAACCCUCGAUCUUCCCCCUUUGAUUCCAAAUACCAUGGCGAGCCGGCAGAUUACACGACGAGUUCUUAUAAGCGCCGCGGUUGCGCUAUUCAUCGUCUUCGUCCUCUUCAUCCAACCCCAAGGGCCUCCAAGUCCUGCGAUUCGAGCCCCUGGACAUAUCGAUAAGUCCGCGCCGGCGUCGAGCCUGGUCAAGGAUGACUUGCUGAAAGGGAAAGUGGUAAUGUCGCGACUGGGAAAUGAGACCGUGAAGGCAGAAUUAGGUCGGGCGACGUGGAAGUACUUCCACACGAUGUUGGCGCGGUAUCCCGAACACCCUACGCAAGAGCAGCGGGAGACGCUGCAUUCGUUUAUAUACUUGUUCUCGCGAUUAUAUCCAUGCGGCGAAUGUGCCUCGCACUUCCAGCAACACCUACAAAAGUAUCCGCCACAAGUCUCGUCACGGAAUGCCGCCGCGGGCUGGGGUUGCUUUAUCCACAACGAGGUCAAUGCGAUGCUCGAGAAGCCAUUAUUCGAUUGCAAUAAGAUCGGCGACUUCUACGACUGUGGUUGCGCCGAGGACGACGAGGAGGCAGCGGGUGCGAGUGGAGAGAAACACAGCGAGAACGGAGCAGACAAAGGCCAAAGCGAGAGUGCGCAUCAGCAGACUGGCCAUCAUGACGAAGGUGGCAUGCCGCUUGUCGAAAUUUCGAAAGAGGAGACCACGCGGGGUUGAUUGGCUAAGUUCAUAUACAGCGGUUCUUUCACAGUUUGUCUUUUUCUUUGUAGAUACCCGAUUAAAGACCCGAUCUUCUCAUUGAUGGGUUUGAGAGCCAAUUUUGUACAUAUGCGUU
Molecule: messenger RNA, 1007 nt
Organism: Aspergillus ruber CBS 135680
Lineage: Eukaryota; Fungi; Ascomycota; Eurotiomycetes; Eurotiales; Aspergillaceae
Product: flavin-linked sulfhydryl oxidase ERV2
Exons: 4
Coding region: 212-889 (225 amino acids)
Cellular component (GO): mitochondrion
Molecular function (GO): flavin adenine dinucleotide binding; flavin-dependent sulfhydryl oxidase activity
Source: RefSeq, a predicted model, not a curated record